AUGGCUCUGCAUAAACUAAUCUAUUGGCUUUGCAGUAGUGUCUGUGCGCGGAGAGGAACCUAUCUGGGGGCAGCUGGCCAGAGAUACAUUUCUCCCAAUGAUCUACCCGCAGCACGAGCGCCUUGCUGGAAUUUGCAGUUGGCAAUCGGGGGAUCUUUUUCCUUGAGAGUUGGGUUUUGUAAUCAGCCACAAAUGAUGAAACCUUCCACGGCAGAGACUCUCCAUAAAGGAAGGAUGUUGUCGGUAAUUCUUCUAAGCACAAUUGCUCUAGCAUGGACUACACCAAUUCCCUUGAUAGAGGACUCAGAGGAAAUUGACGAGCCCUGCUUUGAUCCAUGUUACUGUGAAGUAAAAGAGAGCCUUUUCCAUAUACAUUGCGACAAUAAAGGAUUUAUAAAUAUUAGUCAGAUAACGGAGUCGUGGUCAAGACCUUUUAAACUUUAUCUGCAGAGGAAUUCCAUGAGGAAAUUAUACACUAACAGUUUUCUUCAUUUGAACAAUGCUGUGUCUAUUAACCUUGGGAACAAUGCACUGCAGGACAUUCAGACGGGAGCCUUUAAUGGGCUCAAAGUUCUGAAGCGAUUGUACCUGCACGAGAAUAAAUUAGACAUUUUCAGAAACGACACUUUCCUGGGCUUGGAAAGUCUGGAAUAUCUGCAGGCAGAUUAUAAUGUCAUUAAACGGAUUGAAAGUGGGGCAUUUCGAAAUCUGAGCAAACUCAGAGUCUUGAUCUUAAAUGACAACCUUAUCCCCAUGCUUCCCACCAACCUAUUUAAAUCUGUGUCCUUAACUCAUUUGGACUUGCGGGGAAACAGGUUAAAAGUCCUUUCCUAUCGAGGGAUGCUGGACCAUAUUGGCAGGAGCCUGAUGGAAAUCCAGCUCGAGGAGAACCCUUGGAACUGUACCUGUGAGAUUGUGCAGCUGAAAAGUUGGCUGGAGCGCAUACCUUACACUGCCCUUGUGGGAGACAUAACCUGUGAGACCCCCUUCCACUUCCAUGGUAAGGACCUGAGGGAAAUCAAAAGGAGUAAACUCUGCCCCAUGCUGUCUGACUCCGAAGUCGAGGCCAGUCUGGGGAUUCCUCAGUUGUCAUCUAGCAAGGAGAACGCCUGGCCGACUAAGCCUUCCUCCAUGCUAUCCUCCUUCCAUUUCACUGCUUCAUCUGUUGAGUACAAAACAUCCAAUAAGCAGCCCAAACCCACCAAGCAGCCCAGAGUGCCCAAACCUCCCCCUACAUCCCGAGGCCUGUAUCCUGGGCCAAACCAGCCUCCUAUAGCUGCCUAUCAGACAAGGCCCCCAAUCCCCAUCAUAUGCCCUACUGGGUGCUCUUGUAGUUUGCACAUCAACGACUUGGGCCUGACAGUCAAUUGCAAGGAGAGAGGAUUUCACAACAUCUCCGAGCUCCUGCCCAGGCCCCUGAACGCCAAGAAGUUGUAUCUGAGCGGCAAUUUGAUACAGAAAAUCUACCGCUCGGAUUUCUGGAAUUUUUCUUCCUUGGAUCUCUUACACCUUGGGAACAACCGUAUCUCCUACGUGCAGGACGGGGCUUUUAUUAACCUGCCUAACCUGAAGAGCCUGUACCUGAACGGCAAUGACAUCGAGAGGCUGACUCCAGGCAUGUUCAGGGGCUUGCAGAGCUUGCAUUACCUGUACUUCGAGUACAACCUGAUCAGGGAGAUCCAGCCCGCAGCCUUCAGCCUCAUGCCCAACCUGAAGCUGCUCUUCCUCAACGACAACCUGCUGCGGACCCUGCCCACCGAUGCCUUUGCGGGUACCUCCCUAGCCAGGCUCAACCUGAGGAACAACCACUUCCUCUACCUGCCCGUGGCGGGGGUGCUGGAGCACCUCCACGCCAUCGUGCAGAUCGACCUCAAGCUCAACCCCUGGGACUGCACCUGCGACCUGGUGCCGCUCAAGCAAUGGAUCGAGACCAUCAGCUCGGUCAUCGUGGUGGGGGACGUGCUGUGCGCCAGCCCGGAGAACCUCACCCGCCGGGAUGUGCGCUCGGUGGAGCUGGAGGCGCUGUGUCCGGAGCUGCUGCACGCAGCGGCCGCCUCGCCCGCCCCGCCAGGGGGCAAGCCCAGCCCCACCAGUCCCUCGGCCUACGAGCUCUCCCCGGCCGGCGCCGCCGCCGUGCCGCUCUCCGUGCUCAUCCUCAGCCUGCUGGUCCUCUUCUUCUCGGCCGUCUUCAUCGCCGCGGGGCUCUUCGCCUUCGUGCUGCGCCGGCGGCGCAAGAAACUGCCCUUCCGCAGCAAGCGGCCGGAGGCGGGGGACCUGAGCGGCAUCCACAUGCAGUGCCACCGCUUCUUCGAGGAGGGCGGCCGGGUGGCGGGCGGCGGUGGCGGCGCCUCGCCGGAGAAGGCCCACCCCGUGGGGCACGUCUACGACUACAUCCCCCACCCGGUGACCCACAUGUGCAACAACCCCAUCUACAAGCCGCGGGAGGAGGAGGCGGAGCGGGAGGAGGGCGGCGGCGAGGCCGGCGAGCGCCUGGGGGGAGGCGGGGCGGGGGAGCCGUUCGCCGAGCCCGGCCACCAGGAGAACAGCACCCACUACAGGACCUUGCUGGAGAAGGAGAAGGAGUGGAGCCUGGCCGUGUCCAGCUCCCAGCUCAACACCAUCGUGGCCGCCAACCAGCCGCACCACCACCACCCGGCCGGCGGCGGCGGGCUGGCGCUGGCGGGGGAGCUGGCGCUGGCGCCGCCCGGCUUCCCCCACGAGAAGAACGGCGGGGUGUUGCUCUUCCCGCCGGCCGGCGCCGGGCUAGACAGAGAGCGGCCGCCGCUGCCCUGCACGGUGGGCUUCGUGGACUGCCUCUACGGCACGGUGCCCAAGUUAAAGGAACUGCACGUCCACCCGCCGGGCAUGCAGUACCCGGACCUCCAGCAGGACGCCAGGCUGAAAGAAACCCUUCUCUUCUCGGCCGGCAAGGGCUUCACAGACCAACCCCCCCCAAGCGAAUACCUCGAGUUAAGGGCCAAACUCCAAACCAAGCCGGAUUACCUCGAAGUCCUGGAGAAGACAACCUAUAGGUUCUGA
This is a messenger RNA of Emys orbicularis (European pond turtle), 3039 nucleotides long. RefSeq names its product SLIT and NTRK like family member 3 (gene SLITRK3). The transcript has 2 exons. Gene Ontology annotation, biological process: regulation of presynapse assembly; axonogenesis; positive regulation of synapse assembly. The record is from RefSeq and is a predicted model, not a curated record. Lineage: Eukaryota; Metazoa; Chordata; Testudines; Emydidae. Gene Ontology annotation, cellular component: GABA-ergic synapse; postsynaptic density membrane. The coding region runs from base 1 to 3039 and encodes 1012 amino acids. Gene Ontology annotation, molecular function: protein binding.